CGUACCUCAACAUUGCAGAAUGAACAUAAAAGAGAAGAAGAAAGAAAAGGACGAAACAGUGACUGAUGACAUUCGUGGUCUUCCGGUGGACCGCGGAUAUGCCUGGGUUAUCGCCGUUGCUUGCCUCUUCUGCAACAUCAUCUGCUUGGGAAUGCAGCGAGCCUACGGCGUUCUCCUUGUGGAAAUCUUUCGAAUGUUCCAGACGUCUGCUGGUGUGACAACUACCAUCCUCACAGUGCAGUCCUGUGUUGUCAGCAUUGCAGGUUUGUUGACCCAGACGGUGGUUCUGUCCUUCCUCAGCGUGCGACAGACGGUGGUCAUCGGUGGGUUUCUGGGUGGUCUUGGCCUCAUCCUCAGCUACUUUGCUCAGACUGUCUUCAUGCUCUACUUCACUAUCAGUCUUCUAGUCGGCUUGUCUAUGGCUAUGGUCUUUGGGCCCACGCUGGUCAUUGUCGGGACCUACUUCUGUCAGCGGCGGUCCCUAGCGUCCGCCAUUGCCGUGCUCGGGGGCAACAUCGGGUCGACAGUGAUGCCCUUGUACCUACAGACUCUCAUCUCGACCUUUGGCGGCCGUGGCGCCCUCUUGGUUGUCGGCGCCACCUACUGGCACGUCAUGGUGGGCGGCCUGCUGCUGAGACCGCUGCACCUCAAUAAGACACGGAAGUGUACAGAAGACAAACUCAAGCCACGGAACUCACAGACGGAGCAGACACCAGCGCCCGCCAGACACGAGGCUGCGCAGAGACUUCAUCACUUCUCUUGGUCAACUCUCAUGUCCGUGAGGAUGUCAGUCAGAUGUCAUCCGACAAAAGUAUCCAGGAGUUCAAUAACAUCAGCGAUAAAGAAGACAGUAACAGCACAAAACUGCAGGUAAUCAAAGAACAUUCCCAUGGCCUUCGAAAACACGGACCACGUGAAGCUGGAAAACUGUAACAUCGUCUGUUCAGCAGAUCGACCAGAUAAAGACAAGACUGUGAAAAAUAAACAAAACUGUUCCGAUGUUUGUACCCUGUUGGACUUUCGGUUGUUUAAAAAUAGUAAGUUUGUACUGUUAAUCGUGUCGUUGUCACUGGGGGAUGUGCCAGCUGCCCUGUACGGUACCUACUUACCUCCUCUGGCAGCAGACAAAGGUUUGACGGGUCAGGAGGGCGCCAUGCUGCUCUCUGUCUUCGGGACAUGCGGGGCCGUGGCUCGACUCUUCUUUGGAUUCGUCGCCGAUUUGGUCUGUAUCACACAUCCUUCGUAACCUGAAUCUUUAGAACAGUUUCAUGUUUUCCAUUGUUGUCCUUAUCUUUUCGUUGUUAUGUUUGCCUUUCCCAAAUCAGAACCUGGUCCCGCGACCUGUUCUAGGCGGCCAUCUUGAUAGGCGCGUGCAGUGUGGUGGGAAUGUUCACACCUUUCUACACGUCCUUCACCUCACUCGUCGUCUUCAGCGCCCUCUACGGCGUUUUUGGCCCCGUCUUCUUCUCCAUCUGCCCUGUCGUCAUCGUCGACCUGCUGGGGCUGGAGAACCUGGGCCCGACUUUAGGCUUCGUGACACUCUUCCAGGCAGCGGCUGAGGGAGCCUCGCACGCCCUCACAGGCUAUCUUCGUGACGUCACAUCCGGCUAUCAUUCCUCGUUCUACUUCAUGUCAACGUGCGGCCUUCUCUGUGCUGCCAUGUUGCCAAUGACGUCACUUACAAUCAGAGACCAUUCCUGUUCUCCCCAGACAGCGCACCACGAGAUGACGCAAGAGGCCAUCCAACCAAUCAGGAGUGAGACUUCUUGUUAAGGGAGAUAAUGCAUCUUGAUGCAAAAAAAAAAAAAAACAAACAAAACAAAACAAAAAUAAAAGCAAUGACAAAAAAAAAAAAAAAGGAAUGAGGAGCUAAAUAAAGAAACAAAGGAGGAAAAGAAGAAGUAAGAAAAAUAGUCAAUCCGAAAGAGAAGUGAAAACAGUUCCAGUCUUCUAAUCCUUGGUAUCUUGACAGUGCAAAAGGAUUGGCUGCGUGGUGUGCGAUUAAUACAGUGAUCUGUCCAUCUCCCGAAGGAAAAAACCCAAAAGAAAUAAACAGAUGUGAGUAGCCAAGAAAUACACUUUAAUAUGCUUUUUGUUAGUACUGUUGUAACAGGGAAGCAAUAAAAAAAUGGUAUGAGUAGUCGGUCCAUUUUCACAUUUUGGGACAGACACACUAGACACUUAGAAGAUGGCGCUUAUAUUCAAAGGCGUAUUAAAAUAACUUGUUUCUUUUAUUUGGAUGAAUGGCAACUUACCAGCGUUGAUCGUGUAGAACACACACACAGAUGUCUAGCUCAGGAGUUGCCUACAAAUUAUGGUGUGACCGACUUUGCUAGAUAGAAUCUUUAGCUAAAAGAAUUUUUCUAGCAUAGUGAUUAGGAAACAGUCGAGUAGAAACAAAAUGCAGAAACUGAUAAUUUUAGGGAUAAAUCACAGAUAGUCAAGGACAUGACAACAGAAAAAUGACGGAAGAAAAAAAGUAGUUGGCACAAGAAUGUUGCCUGUCGACAUCUUAACAAAUAUUUGUGACUCACACUGUGUAGCAGUACACGAAAACAAACUCACUACACAUGUAAACACACAUUUGUGGCUGACACUGUGUAACAGUCGCCGUGACACUCGAGGAGCCAAAUGCAUGCAAUGCACUCAAGCUACCCGCCUACCUCCACCCGGAUGACGACAGUAGACAGGAGUUUCUUGUUCGUUGAAUUGUAUAUAGUUUGUAAAGCAAUCACCUUUAACCCCAACCCCUAAAUAACUCCUAAAUAAAACUUCUUGAUAAGAUUUCUGUUUCUCGUUUGUUUGGAUGACGGUUUAAGCGUUAACUUAUUAUAUGCUUUCAUUAUUGGUUACUCGGCAGUAAAUGGUUGUACUGACUUAUUCUAGCAAGUAAACAUUUUUCUGACUCAUGCAUGUACAGAUUCACGUGAGCUACACACAACAAAAUGUAGUUAAUGUACAUGACCAGUCUGAUUAAUUCUGACCAGCAGUGUUUGUCAUAUGAUCCACAAUAUACUGCUAACAAGCUGGGGGGAGGGUUAGGGUUGUGUUCCCUAAUUGCAAGGUGAUGUCGAAAUACCUGCUCACUAAUUGCAAUUUGGUAAACACCAGUGCAUGAUGCUUACUCGGGGUAAAAUGAUAUUGUUUUUCAUUAACAAAUAAAAGCCAGUCUCUUUCCUUUUGUUCAGAAAGCCAUGGAACGUUUGAACAGUACUUUGUCAAUGUUGGUACUCGAAGGAAACAAAAUCCUAAAUUGUUGUGACUGGGUCACCAAUACUACA
Messenger RNA from Pomacea canaliculata, 3281 nucleotides. Its product is annotated as monocarboxylate transporter 12-B-like. NCBI's taxonomy places the organism in Eukaryota, Metazoa, Mollusca, Gastropoda, Architaenioglossa, Ampullariidae. Gene Ontology annotation, biological process: transmembrane transport; monocarboxylic acid transport. The transcript has 6 exons. Bases 20 to 874 code for a protein of 284 amino acids. The record is from RefSeq and is a predicted model, not a curated record. Gene Ontology annotation, molecular function: monocarboxylic acid transmembrane transporter activity.